UGUCAACGUACUAUUGUGUCAAAUUUUAUUAUACAAUUUAUUUUCCAAGUUUUUAAUAGUGUUUUAUCUAUUUUAAUAAAUAAUUUUUGAAAAGUAUGUCAGGAGGUGACGGAAAACCACCAAUGUCUUAUUUAAUUCCCAGUCCUAUAAUAACGAAAAGAACAAGAACACCAUCAGUUUCCGAACGAAUUGUUAAAUCUAAAACACUACAUGGGACGAUAAAGGAGUUUUGCCGUGAGAAAGGACAUGGUUUCAUAAGUCAAGAAGACGGAUCUGGCGAUAUAUUCGUACACGUUUCUGACAUUGAAGAUGAAUACGUUCCAUUACCAGGGGAUCGCGUGAAGUUUCAAUUGUGCCCGAUACCGCCGAAAUUUGAAAAAUUCCAAGCGGUUCACGUGCAUAUUGUAGAUCUUAAACCUGAGGUACACAGAAAAUGGGACAAUCUUUUUUCUCACAUCAAUUGGGGUACAAGAUAGUCUAGAAAUAGUGAUUAUGAUACAUUUGUAUGGAAUUUUUUCAUUUUUACGAGGACAAUAAAAUUUUCAGUCAAAACUAA
This is a messenger RNA of Diorhabda carinulata, 556 nucleotides long. RefSeq names its product cold shock domain-containing protein CG9705. Gene Ontology annotation, molecular function: mRNA 3'-UTR binding. Gene Ontology annotation, cellular component: cytoplasm. Gene Ontology annotation, biological process: regulation of mRNA stability. The coding region runs from base 96 to 476 and encodes 126 amino acids. The record is from RefSeq and is a predicted model, not a curated record. NCBI's taxonomy places the organism in Eukaryota, Metazoa, Arthropoda, Insecta, Coleoptera, Chrysomelidae. The transcript is spliced from 4 exons.